Molecule: messenger RNA, 954 nt
Organism: Funneliformis geosporum
Lineage: Eukaryota; Fungi; Glomeromycota; Glomeromycetes; Glomerales; Glomeraceae
Source: the annotation of a GenBank genome assembly
AUGCUGAAAUUUCGAACUCAAGGGUAUAAUGGAUAUUCGCUACAAUUCAGUCCGUUUAUUGAGAAUAAAAUAGCAUGUGCUGCAUCAGCAAAUUUUGGGCUAGUGGGUAACGGGAGACUAUUUAUUUUAAAUACCGGGAUUGGACCUGAAGGUGUUGAGGUUGAAAGAAUAUAUGAUACGCAAGACGGAUUAUUUGAUUGUUCAUGGAGUGAAAUUAAUGAGAAUCAAGUAGUAACAGCAAGUGGUGAUGGUUCUAUAAAAUUAUGGGAUAUCAAAUUAGCCGAAUUUCCAAUUCAAAAUUGGCAUGAGCAUAGUAGAGAGGUAUUUUCGGUUGAGUGGAAUCUAAUUAAAAAAGACACUUUUGUUAGUGGAUCAUGGGAUCAUUCAAUCAAAUUGUGGGCACCGGAGAGACCGCAAUCAUUGAUCACAUUCAAUAUAGAACAUACAAAUUGCAUUUAUAAUACGAUAUGGUCCCCUAAUAAUCCGGAUUUAUUUGGUUCAGCUUCUGGAGAUAAUACAGUAAAAAUUUGGGAUACAAAACUUCCUCAUUCAAUACAAACCAUACAAGCACAUCCAAAUUUUGAAACACUUUCAAUGGAUUGGAAUAAAUACCAAGAAAAUGUCAUAGUAACAGCAUCAUCUGAUAAAUCUAUUAAACUAUGGGAUUUAAGAAGACCUGAUCGUGAAUUAUUGUGUUUACAAGGUCAUGAAUAUGCUGUAAGAAGGGUAAAAUGUUCUCCUCAUAAUGGAAAUAUAAUUGCUAGCGUUAGCUAUGACAUGACUAUGAGAAUAUGGGAUAUUUCAAGACAAAACAAUCCUUUGGUGAACGUUUAUGACGGUCAUUCUGAAUUUGUAGUGGGUGUGGAUUAUAAUUUGUAUAUUGAAGGUCAAAUUGCUACAUGUGCUUGGGAUGAAAAUGUUCAUAUUUUUCAACCACAAGGCUUAUUGGGUUAA